UAGCGUGCGUCGGAAGCGAGCGGGCAAGUCAGAGAAGCGCGGAGGCGCCGACGGGAGAGGAGGGAGGGGGAGAACAGCUCGCGCUCCGUCCGUUUGUUUCGUCCGUUAAGGCCGCGCUGAGUCGGUCACUUCGCCGUCGAGAGGCCUUUUUUCCCCCCGUCCCCCGGAGCCCUUUUUAUUUCGGUAGUAGUCCAGAAACGUAGCAAAAGCCCGGAGGCGACCGGCGCUCGACCCAACGUCGACGACUCGGGGAGGAGGAGGGGGGGGAAGGCCCGCGCCGCCGCCGACGACGACGACGACGAACGCCGCCGCCAUCAUGGAGGAGCCCGGCCGCUUCUACAUGAUGUCUUCCUUCAGCCAAGCGGCGCGAGAGCGAGAUGACUUUGGCCAGAAGAGGAGGAAGAGAAGCCGGUGGAGCAGUGAGACCCCGGAUCAGAAGACCAUUAUCCCCGGAAUGCCCACUGUGAUCCCGCCCGGCUUGACACGGGAGCAGGAGCGAGCUUACAUCGUGCAACUACAGAUCGAAGACCUCACUCGUAAACUGCGUACAGGAGACCUUGGUAUUCCCCCAAACCCUGAGGACAGGUCUCCCUCCCCCGAACCCAUCUACAACAGCGAGGGCAAGCGGCUCAACACCAGGGAGUUCCGGACUCGCAAGAAGCUCGAGGAGGAGCGACACAAUCUCAUCCAGGAGAUGAUCGCCUUGAACCCUGACUUCAAGCCUCCCGCCGAUUACAAGCCACCAGCCACGAGGGUCAGUGACAAAGUGAUGAUCCCUCAGGAUGAGUAUCCCGAGAUCAACUUCGUGGGACUGCUGAUUGGGCCCAGGGGAAACACGCUGAAGAACAUCGAGAAGGAAUGCAACGCCAAGAUCAUGAUCCGGGGGAAGGGCUCUGUGAAGGAGGGGAAGGUGGGCAGGAAGGAUGGGCAGAUGCUUCCAGGGGAAGAUGAACCUCUGCACGCGCUGGUCACAGCCAACACGAUGGAGAACGUCAAAAAGGCCGUGGAGCAAAUCCGGGGGAUCCUGAAGCAGGGCAUCGAGACCCCGGAGGAUCAGAACGACCUGCGUAAGAUGCAGCUGCGGGAGCUGGCGAGGCUCAACGGUACCCUGCGGGAGGACGACAACAGGAUCUUGAGGCCCUGGCAGAGCUCAGAGCCGAGAAGCAUCACCAACACCACCUUAUGCACCAAGUGCGGAGGAGCAGGUCACAUCGCCUCCGACUGCAAGUUCACCAG
Molecule: messenger RNA, 1236 nt
Organism: Callorhinchus milii (elephant shark)
Lineage: Eukaryota; Metazoa; Chordata; Chondrichthyes; Chimaeriformes; Callorhinchidae
Gene: sf1
Product: splicing factor 1
Biological process (GO): regulation of mRNA splicing, via spliceosome
Cellular component (GO): nucleus
Molecular function (GO): mRNA binding; zinc ion binding
Source: RefSeq, a predicted model, not a curated record